UUUUUUUUAAUUUGGUUUCUUCUCCAAUUCUAAUCUACUUGUGUUUUAAUUGUUCUUUUUUUCUUAGUAUUUUGAGUUGUUUUUUUUAAUUCUUCAAAAUGGUUCGUAAAUUAAAGUAUCAUGAACGUAAACUUCUCAAGAAGGUUGAUUUCAUUAACUGGGAAGGAAACAAUGUCAAAGAAAUUACUGUCAUGAGAAAAUAUCACAUCACCAGAGAAGAGUACACAAGGUACAAUAAACUUGUUCAACAAAUUCGUAGAUUGACCGAUAAAAUAGCAGCUCUUCCCAAAGAUGAAUUCAGAGUACAAUGUUCAGCAGAAUUAACUGAUAGACUUUAUGUUGCUGGAAUAAUUCAUACUAAAAGAUUGAAAAAAUGUGCUGCAUUAACGGUCAAAUCCUUUUGUCGUCGUCGUCUUCCCGUUUUCAUGGUAAAAAGUGGAAUGUUCAGUGCUCCAUUGGCCGUUGCUGUUCGAUACGUUAAACAUGGACAUGUUCGAGUAGGUCCCAAUGUGGUAAAAGAUCCAGCAUUUUUGGUUACCAGAGUUCACGAAGAUUUCAUUUCCUGGACUGAAAAAUUUGCCGAUAAAAUUGCUGAAUAUAAAGACGAUCAUGAUGAUUAUAUCGACUAAUUAUUUAAAUUUUCCUAUCAAUUAAUAUUUUCCAUGGUAAAUUAAAUCACCUUCAUCAUCAUCAUUAUCAACACGGGGAAAACAACUUAUGAUAAACUGACCAUUUAAAGACAAAACUUUGUUCCAUCUAUCAUUUAUUAUUGCAGAGAUUCAAUUGAAGGGAUAGUUACAUGGUGAUUGACAUUUCUUCAUUUACGAUAACAAAUAUGAAUUGAUCAUGAAGAUAUUAAUCAGAGCUGUUAUUAUUUACAAUUAAAAAGUGUUGGACACCUGUUGAUUUCUUGUUA
This is a messenger RNA of Panonychus citri (citrus red mite), 916 nucleotides long. Its product is annotated as U3 small nucleolar ribonucleoprotein protein IMP3-like. The record is from RefSeq and is a predicted model, not a curated record. Gene Ontology annotation, molecular function: rRNA binding; snoRNA binding; structural constituent of ribosome. Gene Ontology annotation, biological process: rRNA processing. Gene Ontology annotation, cellular component: Mpp10 complex; small-subunit processome; small ribosomal subunit. NCBI's taxonomy places the organism in Eukaryota, Metazoa, Arthropoda, Arachnida, Trombidiformes, Tetranychidae. The transcript is spliced from 3 exons. The coding region runs from base 99 to 629 and encodes 176 amino acids.